Molecule: messenger RNA, 3132 nt
Organism: Polypterus senegalus (gray bichir)
Lineage: Eukaryota; Metazoa; Chordata; Cladistia; Polypteriformes; Polypteridae
Gene: gid4
Product: GID complex subunit 4 homolog
Exons: 6
Coding region: 194-847 (217 amino acids)
Biological process (GO): protein catabolic process in the vacuole; proteasome-mediated ubiquitin-dependent protein catabolic process; protein targeting to vacuole
Cellular component (GO): extrinsic component of membrane; GID complex
Source: RefSeq, a predicted model, not a curated record
GUUAGAAGCCGUGACUAAUCAGGUGUGACGAUGCUGGUUGCCGCGCCGCGUCAAGGUCCCCGCACUUUUCUGGGACCCUGUUAACGCAUUGCGCGGGCGGCUUGGGGACUUUGCACCUUAUACUUGUCACUGUGUUAAUUGGCCUAACUCCACUUGUGACCGGACACCUCGUCUUAGCGCCGGAGGAGCUAACAUGCCGGUCCGUACCGAGUCGUGCUGUUGCUCCUCCGCGGCCUUCAUAGCGUCGGCCUCACUCAUCCCGCCGCCCCCGAUCAACACUCAGCAGCCCGGCGUUGCCACCUCUCUUCUGUAUAGCGGGUCGAAAUUCCGUGGUCACCAGAAAAGCAAAGGCAAUUCCUACGACGUAGAAGUUGUCCUGCAGCAUGUAACCAUGGAAGAUUCCUAUCUUUGCGGGUAUCUGAAAAUCAAAGGACUCACUGAGGAAUACCCAAUGUUGACCACUUUUUUUGCCGGAGAGAUCAUUAGUAAGAAACAUCCAUUUCUAACCCGCAAGUGGGAUGCUGAUGAAGAUGUGGAUCGCAAGCACUGGGGCAAAUUUCAAGCUUUCUAUCAAUAUGCAAAAAUAUUUAAUUCUGAUGACUUUGACUAUGAGGAGUUGAAGAACAGUGACUACGUGUUCAUGAGGUGGAAGGAACAGUUCCUUGUUCCUGACCAUACCAUCAAGGACAUUAGUGGUGCUUCAUUUGCUGGAUUUUAUUAUACCUGCUUCCAGAAGUCCACCGCCACCAUAGAGGGAUACUACUAUCACAGAAGUUCAGAAUGGUACCAGUCUCUGAACCUCACCCACGUUCCUGAGCACAGUGCCCCAAUCUACGAGUUUCGGUGACACCCGCUGACACCAAGUACUGGCAGAGAACACAGUGGAUCCCUUGGCAGUUCUGAACACAAUGUAAAGAGAGUUCAACAGCUAAAUGUGAAGAAACCGUUGCUGCUACAGAGCGGAGACACAGUGGCUGUGACCAGGGGGUGGGUGGGGGCUUAGCGAUGGGUUAAAGGUCACAGGACAGGCAUGUGUGUGUGUGUGAGAUCAGGGGCUUGCACGGCAGUUUAACAUUUUAUCUGGGUUUAAAGAGACUUGGGUUGAUUUGCACUCUGCCACUUUUUCUCUGGUUUCUAUUUGUAGAUCUUGUUAUCUCUCGACUCCCCUGCCACCAAAUGAAAGAUGAAAAAGUAGAAAGUGCUCGCUACUCCUGACCAUAUACCAAUUCAAUUCUUUCUGUUUUGAAAGUAGGUGACAUCAGCAGGAGGUGAAUGCGGUAAGCCCAAUAGCUCAGUGUGGCCUUCAGUGCUUGUGUUAACAGCCCUGACAUCUGCUGCCUCUUCCAUUACUGUCAGUCGUGGAUGCUGGUACGAGUGUAGACACAAGCACUCGAGCAGAUCGAUUUGUGACUGCUGAGUGGAGACUCUGGCACUGCAGUGAACAUUACCAGCGCUGCCUUGUGUAAACUUUGGCAUUAGAUUAGAAGUAAUUCAUAAUGGCCAAACAUGGACUCUUGGACACUAGAACAUAUGGCUCUAUUUCUGUCAGGCCAGUUCUUUAACACAAAAAUCUGUACAUCAUUCUCGUCAACUCGUGAUAUGGAUGCUGUGUGCUAAGAGUCUUCCUAACAUGACCAUAUGGCAGACUGUACCCCUACAACAGAAGUGCCCACUGUGUAUGACUACAGUAUGGGUACAAAAAGGCCAGCACAGUUACAACCAGUGAGACUGUGGACAGCAGUCCUUGUGGAGUGUGUGGUGGGCAGGUCAGCUCCUCUCCAUUGAGCUUGCCUUGUGUAUUCACACAUGCUUUCAGUCUCCAGCAAAGGUGUAUCUAUGCAACAGGAGCAUACUGGGGGAGCCAAGGAGGAGCCCAGUGCCCUGUCUACUGGCCUUUUUGAGUGAUUUUACUUAUUUAUUUAUUUAUAUAUUUUUUUUAAAAAAAUCAGUGUUUCAGUUUUAACUGCUAAUUCACUGGUGCACUGUGGGUACUUUUUCCCCUUUCCAAAGCAGGUGGUUACAGCUUCUGCCAUUGGAGCCCGAUUGCCAAUAGAGUGGUCUGUCUAUUUUCUAACCCAGACCCCUGCAAUGCAGCACCCAUGAAUCUUUGCAGAGGUGCCAUAGUUGGCUGUACCAGGUAAGAGGAGUCUGCUGUUAAGUCCAUGGUUAGUCAGCAUCCCCCCCAAACCCCCCUCAAAACCGGCUCAGGUUGUUAUGGAUUUUGAAAUCCGGUUUCUGCUGCUGCUGUUUUUAUUCUAUGUGCUCAAAACCUCAGAAGGUAAAUGCUAAUUACCACUUAAAGCAAAGAAACCUCUCCAAAUAAAAAAAAAAAUGCAAAAUGUGGCCUGGCACUAAACCAGCAGAGUAGUCCUAGAGGAAGGUGAUAUAAAAAGGAAUGAAGCGACAGACUGAUGGUGAUGUCAUCGCUUGGUCAUGUUAGUUUAGGGAGUUUGGGGUGGGCUUGGGCUGUCCUCCCUGACGGGGUCCUCUUCUGCCAUGCCUGUGUCACUGCAUGAAAUAAGUGCCUCCAUAUGGUGACUGCCAACGGGGCAACCCUCGCCAUACCCACGUAUGUAUCUGUGCAGGAAGAGGGACUUAAAAACUGCUGGCAGCAAGGGUGCACACUGAAACUAACUGUCUGGACUUGAACAAGCAUCCUAGCAGUUUGCUUCCAGUGGAAGUGUUGGUGAUCUGAAGUGGAUGUUUAAAUGAGGAGCAGAAAAAUUGUGUAUCAACACAAUCGUUCAAGAAGUGGACCCUGCACUGGUUUUCUUUUUGAUUUUAUUUAUAGAUGCCCUAUGACUUGUUGUAAAUAAGGAACAGUCACCAUUGUUCUGUAUGAGAAUUAUAAGCUUCAUAUGGGUGAGUUUUUUUUUUUUUGUUUGUUUAUUGAGAAUUCAAGCAAAUAAGCUUUUUUUUAUUGUUUUUUUUUUUUUUUUGUUCUUGCACAGCGCCACCAAGAUCAAUCUGAUGGCAUUGCAGUUUGCAGCCAUAAGCGUGUAGUGGGGACGCUCAGUGGUUGAGAUUUCACCACAGGCUCAUUCUUUAUUCUUUGUUCAAUGGUUGAAGCUGCAUGGAGAUUCAAAAAAAAAAAUCUUAUGUUUUUGGGAAGUUAAAAAAAAAAAAAAAAAA